AUGACUCACCACACCUCGUGCAUGACGGCAGGUGCCUACCAGGCCAAGUACCAGAGCACGUCAGCACCCGCCUCCGCCCCCACGCCAUCCACUCCUCCGCCCACCGCUCUCUCCGGCUCCGCCUCUCCACUCCUCCCCCCUGCUCAUCCCGCUGCCGCUGCUGCUGCCGCUGCAGCAGCAGCAGCAGCAGCAGCAGCAGCAGCAGCAGCAGCUGGAGGGGUGAGCGCGGGGGCGGUGCGUGGCAUGGCGCCUGGGCUGCCGGCCGGGCUGCCUGGUGCGAUGGCAAUGGAGCUGCUGGAUCCGGCAGAGCUGCAGCGCCGGCAGAAGCUGCUGCAGUCUGAUGCGUGCGUGUGUGGUUGGGGUGGAGCAUGCAGGGGUGGAUGGGGGCAGUGGAUGGGAGGAGAGAGAGGGAGAGAGGGGAGACCUGCUUGGCAGCCAUACACAUGUGGAUGCCCUACCGCCAUGCUGUUUCCAAUCUCCAUGCCGUUUCCUCCCCAUGCUGUUUGCCCUCCAUACUUUCUGCUGCACGGGGCGAGCAGCAAGCUAAGGCGGCUGCAUCAGGAGCUGGUCAUGACGGGCGCUCUCACCGAGUCCGAGUUCUGGGCCGCCAGGAAGGGGGUGGAGGAGGAGCGGAGGAAGCGCAAGCAGCGGGUGGGCGUGGCGAGUGCCAUGCUGGCAGACGUCCGAGGCGUCACUGAUGGCCGGAGCAACACCAUCACCUUCAACCUCACACCGCAGAUCAUCCAGCAGAUCUUCCUGGAGAAGCCAGCGGUGCACCGCGCCUUCAUGGAGCUCGUGCCUGGCCGGAUGACGGAGAAGGCCUUUUGGGGCAAGUACUAUCGCGCGGAGUACCUCUUUCGCACGCGCAACGUGGCGGCGGCGGAGGCGGAGGCGGCGGAUGAUGACGAGCUCGCGCUCUUCGUGAGGGACGACCCGCACCUGCACGCCCAGGCGCGCCAAAAGGUGCAGCGGGUGGACCCAACGCUCAACGUGCUGGCGGACGUCAGCGACGACUACUCCUCCCUGCUCGGCCACGGCAUUCUGAGGGAUGGGCGCAAGGAGGCACCAGCUGUGGAGGGCGAGGGCGAGGGCGAGGGCGAGGGCGAGAAGGAGGGCACAGCAAGGCAGGAGGGGGCAGGGGCGGGCGGGCAGUUGGGCAGGAGCAGCAGCGCUGGUGGCGCUGCUGGUGCCGGUGGUGGUGGUGGCAGCAGCGGUGUGGGGGCGGAAGGGCAGGUGCGCAUGAGGCGCACGAUAUUCCGCGACAUCAACCAGCACGCCGCUGUCUCCUCUCGCCCUCCCUCGCCCGUCUCUCCUCGUGUGCGGCCAACCAGUGCCUUGAGCGCGUCUAACAGGGGCGUCAGGCUGUACGCCCACUCGCCCUCGCCCUCCUCCCUCGUGUCUCUCGUGUUGCUCAUGCCCCCCAUGCCUGUCGUCUCCACCCCAUGCCCCCCAUGCCUGUCGUCUCCACCCCAUGCCCCCCAUGCCUGUCGUCUCCACCCCAUGCCCCCCAUGCCUGUCGUCUCCACCCCAUGCCCCCCAUGCCUGUCGUCUCCACCCCAUGCCCCCCAUGCCUGUCGUCUCCACCCCAUGCCCCCCAUGCCUGUCGUCUCCACCCCAUGCCCCCCAUGCCUGUCGUCUCCACCCCAUGCCCCCCAUGCCUGUCGUCUCCACCCCAUGCCCCCCAUGCCUGUCGUCUCCACCCCAUGCCCCCCAUGCCUGUCGUCUCCACCUCAUGCCCCCCAUGCCUGUCGUCUCCACCCCAUGCCCCCCAUGCCCCCGCUCACCGAGGACGUGGCGGACACCAGGGAGCUCGCCACUGCCGUCGCCGAGGCCACGGCCCUCCAGGCUGGUGGGGCAGGGGGCAGGGAGCAGGGGGUUAUGGGCAGGCACGGCAGGGGAGCAGGGGGCGGAGGAGGAGUGGCGGAGGGAGAGGGUGCGCGAGAUGGCGGUGAUGGCGGACCUCCGAGGGGACGCCCCUGCCACCACCAUCCCCCUCACCAUCCAGGCACGUGGAUCUGGCAUGAAAGGUGGUAUGUAUGUUGGGGCACGUGGCACACUGCAUGUGUGAUGUGCCAUGCCAUGUGCCAUGCCAUGUGUCAUGCCAUGUGCCAUGCCAUGUGCCAUGCCAUGUGCCAUGCCAUGUGCCAUGCCAUGUGCCAUGCCAUGUGCCAUGCCAUGUGCCAUUGGCUCACCUCUCACUCUCGCUCACUCGGGUGCUCACAUGCUCUCACCAACCUCGUUCACUCUGACCACUCUCACCCCUAUCCCCACUCUUUUCCUGCUUCUGUUCACCUAUUCAACCUUUGCACUCACCUCUGCACUUGCUCCCCCUUCCGUUCAUCCGCGCUCCACCCAUCUGCACCCCCCUUCCCCCCACCCGCCACACGGCAGGACCCACGCAAGUACUUUGAUGCCGCCACGCAGAGGGACACAGCGCACACACAGCAGCAAGCGGGCCAGGCAGCUGCGCCAGAUGCAAUGGACCUGGACGGCCCUGCACCCGCCGCUGACUCAGCGCUAGCUGGCACACGCACCACACUGGCAGCCUCGCUGGCAGCGUUUCGGAGUGAGCUGGCAGCGGGGGGGAGCGGAGGCAGCAGCAGGGAGCACGGAAAACGGGGUGGGGGAGGCAAGGGAGGUGCAGCGGCAGUGAUGGCGCCUGCUGCUGCUGCUCAGGAGGUGGAGGAGUUUGGGCGGCAGGUGGCGGUGGCGAGGCGGGGAGUGGGGGAGGCGGCGGAGCAGUCGCUGCUGAAGCAGCUGCCCGACGCCCUGCGCACCUCCCUGCUCGCGGUGGGUUGGCUUGCCUGCUGCCCCUUCAUGGCCCCACCGCCUCUUGUGCUGGGCACUUCCUUGCUGCUUGCAGUGGCUGGCACGUUGCUUCCUCAUGCCCCCACCCAUGGCACGGCAGGCAGAGCAUGGGGGGAGGGCGUGACAAGCAAGGCGUUCAUGGGAUGCUAUGCGCAUGUAGCUUCGCAUUCCAUCCCUUGUAAUGCCUCUCUGCAACAACCCCACGGAGAGGCAGUGAAGGAGCUGCUCUCACACUUCUGGGCCACCUACCCCCUCACCAGCGCUGCCCUGCUCGCCAAGGCGGAGCGGCACAAGGAGGGCAUCAGCAAGCUGUACGACCGCCUGCAGGUCACCCACGCCCUCCCUCUCUGCUUCUGUUGCUGCUUUCCCCUCUUCCCUCUGUUGCUCUGCUGCUUCUUCUUGCCCCCUCUUCUUCCCCUUUCCUCGUCACCCAACACCCAUCAACGCUUUUCUGUGUUCCCCCUCAUCUUCUCCCACCCUCCGAGUGCAGAAACUGAAGGAUGGAGCAGAUGGGGCCAACCGCCACCUGCUUUCACAGCUGCUACAGCCCUUCUUCCAGGUGCACUUGCUGCUACAGCCCUUCUUCCAGGUGCACUUGGUGCUACAGCCCUUCUUCCAGGUGCACUUGCUGCUACAGCCCUUCUUCCAGGUGCACUUGCUGCUACAUCCCUUCUUCCAGGUGCACUUGCUGCUACAGCCCUUCUUCCAGGUGCACUUGCUGCUACAGCCCUUCUUCCAGGUGCACUUGCUGCUACAGCCCUUCUUCCAGGUGCACUUGCUGCUACAGCCAUUCUUCCAGGUGCACUUGCUGCUACAGCCCUUCUUCCAGGUGCACUUGCUGCUACAGCCCUUCUUCCAGGUGCACUUGCUGCUACAGCCCUUCUUUCAGGUGCACUUGCUGCUACAGCCCUUCUUCCAGGUGCACUUGCUGCUACAGCCCUUCUUCCAGGUGCACUUGCUGCUACAGCCCUUCUUCCAGGUGCACUUGCUGCUACAGCCCUUCUUCCAGGUGCACUUGCUGCUACAGCCCUUCUUCCAGGUGCACUUGCUGCUACAGCCCUUCUUCCAGGUGCACUUGCUGCUGCAGCCCUUCUUCCAGCGUUGGCGCACUUUGAGGCCGACAAUGCCAGGCGCCAGCAGAGGCGGCAGCGCGUGGGGGCUGCAGCAGGCCGGGCGCCCAUGGCAGUGGGGCAGAGAUAG
Closterium sp. NIES-65 is the source of this 4008-nucleotide messenger RNA. The record is from the annotation of a GenBank genome assembly. NCBI's taxonomy places the organism in Eukaryota, Viridiplantae, Streptophyta, Zygnematophyceae, Desmidiales, Closteriaceae.